Molecule: messenger RNA, 2717 nt
Organism: Centruroides sculpturatus (bark scorpion)
Lineage: Eukaryota; Metazoa; Arthropoda; Arachnida; Scorpiones; Buthidae
Product: probable ATP-dependent RNA helicase DDX23
Exons: 19
Coding region: 1-2454 (817 amino acids)
Biological process (GO): mRNA splicing, via spliceosome
Cellular component (GO): catalytic step 2 spliceosome
Molecular function (GO): RNA helicase activity; RNA binding; ATP binding
Source: RefSeq, a predicted model, not a curated record
AUGUGGCCUACAGAAGAAUCAUCAAAUGAUAGUCGAAGAGUGGAAAGAGAAAGAGAUCGCCGUCAUAGAUCACGCUCUCGUAGUAGAGAAAGAAGACGAUCUCGUAGUAAAGAAAGAAGAUCACGCUCUCGUAGUAGAGAAAGAAGACGAUCUCGUAGUAAAGAAAGAAGAUCACGCUCUCGUAGUAGAGAAAGAAGACGAUCUCGUAGUAAAGAAAGAAGAUCUCGAUCACGAAGUAGGGAACGUCGAAGAAGUCGUGAUAGAAACAAAAAAGAAAAGGAUAGAAGCAAAGAUAAGGGAAGAAAGAAAACAAGUAAAGAUAAAUAUCGAGAUAAAGAAAAAACUAAAUCAAGUAAUUCCUUGAAACCAGAAGAUGAUAAUGAAGAAAAAGAUAAAAAAACAGAAGUUAAAAAGGAACCUUUGUCAUUAGAAGAAUUAAUGGCUAAGAAAAAAGCAGAAGAAGAAGCAAGAAGUAAGCCCGUCUUUCUUACUAAAGAGCAAAGAAUUGCAGAAGCAUUGCAAAGACGACAGCAAGAGGUUGAUGAACAGAAAAAACGAACAGAGGAAGAACGAAAAAUGCGCAUGAUGUUUUUUGAUGAAGCCAAGAAAACAGUAGAAGACAGAGAUAGAAGAGAUAGACCACCACCAAGAGACACUGUUGCAUUAAUUAGCAUUAAUGAAGAUGAUGAUGGUAGAGAAAAAAUCAGAGAAAAUAAAGAUAAAGAGAAAGAAUUAGAAGCAAUCAAGGAAAGAUAUUUAGGCUUAAUUAAAAAGAAAAGAAGAGUGAGACGUUUGAAUGAUAGAAAAUUUGUAUUUGAUUGGGAUGCAUCAGAAGAUACUUCAGUUGAUUAUAAUCCAAUUUAUAAAGAGAGACACACUGUUCAAUUUUUUGGAAGAGGACAUGUUGCAGGAAUAGAUUUAAAAUCACAAAAAAAAGAGCAAUCAAAAUUUUAUGGAGAACUUUUGGAGAAAAGAAGAACUCUAGCUGAAAAAGAACAAGAAAUAUUGCGUUUAAAAAAAUUAAAGAAAAAAGAAGAUAAACAAAAAUGGGAUGAUAGACAUUGGACUCAGAAAACAUUGGAAGAAAUGACAGAAAGAGAUUGGCGUAUUUUUCGAGAAGAUUUUAAUAUUGCUAUUAAAGGAGGACGUAUUCCUAAUCCUAUAAGGCAUUGGAAAGAGUGUUUUCUACCUAAAGUAAUACUUGAUAUUAUUGAACAAUUAGGUUAUAAGGAACCUACUCCUAUUCAAAGACAAGCUAUUCCCAUUGGUCUACAGAAUCGAGAUAUAAUUGGUGUUGCAGAGACAGGCAGUGGUAAAACUCUAGCUUUUCUUAUUCCUUUAUUGGUAUGGAUUACUUCUUUACCAAAAAUUGAAAGAGUUGAAGAUGUGGAUCAAGGACCAUAUUCUAUAAUAUUAGCACCUACACGUGAAUUGGCUCAACAGAUAGAAGAAGAAACAAUUAAAUUUGCUAAAAUGUUAGAAAUUCGUACAGUGGCUGUUAUUGGAGGUUUAUCAAGAGAAGAACAAGGUUUUAGAUUACGUCUUGGAUGUGAAAUUGUAAUUGCUACUCCUGGUCGUUUGAUUGAUGUGCUAGAAAAUCGUUACUUAGUAUUAAGUCGCUGCACUUACAUUGUUUUGGAUGAAGCAGAUAGAAUGAUUGACAUGGGAUUUGAACCUGAUGUCCAGAAAAUUUUAGAUUACAUGCCCGUUACUAAUCAGAAACCAGAUAACGAAGAUGCUGAAGAUGAAGAAAAAAUGUUAGCUAAUUUUAUGACCAAACAUAAAUAUCGACAAACUGUUAUGUUUACAGCUACUAUGCCUCCAGCUGUUGAAAGAUUGGCCAGGUCAUAUCUGCGACGUCCAGCUGUGGUAUAUAUUGGAUCAGCAGGUAAACCUACUGAGAGAGUGGAACAAAUAGUAUACUUAGUUGCAGAAAGUGAGAAGAGACGUAAAUUAUUAGAAAUAUUGGAACAAGGUGUUGAACCUCCUGUUAUCAUUUUCGUUAAUCAGAAAAAAGGAGCUGAUGUUCUUGCUAGAGGAUUAGAAAAAAUGGGAUAUAAUGCUUGUACUCUUCAUGGUGGUAAAGGACAAGAGCAAAGAGAAUAUGCUUUAGCAAGUCUGAAGAGUGGUUCAAAAGAUAUUUUAGUAGCAACAGACGUUGCCGGACGUGGUAUCGAUAUCCGAAAUGUGUCGCUAGUAAUUAAUUAUGACAUGGCAAAAUCAAUUGAAGAUUAUACACAUCGUAUCGGAAGAACCGGACGAGCGGGUAAACAUGGCGUGGCAGUGACAUUUUUGACCAAAGAGGAUUCACAUUUAUUUUAUGAUAUGAAACAAUGCAUCUUGAGUAGUCCAGUAUCAACUUGUCCACCCGAAUUAGCUAAUCAUCCGGAUGCUCAGCAUAAACCGGGUACCGUAGUCACAAAAAAGAGAAGAGAAGAGAAAAUCUUUGCAUAAUCAUAGGCCACUUUUUUUAUUUACUUUGUAACAUCCAGAAUGAAUAAUGUCAAAAUGGUCUUUGAAGGACAGUAGAUAAAAAUGCUGUUUGAAUAAUGAAAAUCUUAAAAUAUUAAUCAGUUUGAAAGAUAUCAAAGUACUGAAUGGAAACAAUUUCUAUUAACUAUUAUCAUUGUAUUAUAAUGUACAUCAAGAUAAUGUGCAUCAUGUUUUCAUGUGCUAGGAUAUUGAUAUAUCAUCAAUAAAUUUUUAUUGUUCAAUUU